GGCAAUAGUGAAGGUGUGUAAUCGACUGCGGAAUUCAGUCCCUUGCAUUAUUACCAACAGCUCUAUUCCUUGAUUGAAUUCACGCCGGCUAUCAAUAGGAUCUAUUGUUCACUAGAUCGCACCACUAUUAACUCACUCAAUUAGUGGAAAUAACAACAGUUAAUUCAAUUCCGACGCUUUCCAAUCUCUCAACAUGCCAGAAUCCGUUCAAGCAGAGAGUUCUGAAUUUCCAAGCAGAAAUUCAAGCCCCACGGCGGCAUCAACAGCCGAUACACCAGCUUCCAACCGAGCAACACCUGUGAAAGGGAACAGUGCUCUCAAUGCUCAGCAUUUUCUUGCAUCGCCUAUCGGCUGCAAGCUGUUCGUCAAAAAAUUGAUGCAAAAUCAGGAAGCCGAAUUUCGUAAAGCUGAAAUCCUAUCGUUUCGCGGUCCAACUGACGAUCCAUCCAAAAUGGAAUAUUAUGUGCAUUAUGUGGAAUUUAACAAACGUCUAGACGAAUGGGUACCUGCCGAGCGACUUGACUUAUCCCGAGAAAUCGAGUUCCCAAAAACCAAGAAGCAGAAACUCAAAGAACACGUUGUGGAAACACCUCCGCCCGAUUCUCCAAUGCGCUCUUCCAAAGGUGCUAGAAAGCAAAAGGGUUCUCAAGAUAUGUCGACGCAGGUCAGCUCGGCCGGAACACCGUCUCAAAAGCGCCGAAUGGAAGAUUUAGCGGCUGGUGAAGUGGGUACCCCAGGAGAUGAUGCAGAAACACCUGGCUUUGGAGGCAGCAAAGAUAUGGAUGAUCAUGAUGAUGAAACGGAUUUGUUGGAUCCCGACGAUCCUAAUCAAGGCACUGCUGCUGCCCCUGAAGAGACUUUCUCUAAAGAAAAGGAAAUCGAGAAGUUACGAACAUCCGGUUCCAUGACACAGUGUGUCAGUGAAGUAGCGCGUGUUAAAAAUUUGAACACAAUUCAAAUGGGCAAGCACGAAAUGGAAGCUUGGUACUUUUCGCCUUAUCCAUUGGAAUACGCGUAUGCCGAGAAAUUGUACAUUUGCGAAUUCUGCCUUUGUUAUUAUGUUUCCCACAAGCAACUUGAGCGACAUCGCAGCAAAUGCCAAUUACAACACCCUCCUGGCAACGAAAUUUAUCGGUACCAAGAUAUUUCAUUCUUCGAAAUCGAUGGGCGAAAGCAGAAGACUUGGUGUCGAAAUUUAUGCUUGCUUUCAAAAUGCUUUUUGGACCACAAAACCUUAUACUACGACGUUGAUCCUUUCUUGUUUUACUGUAUGACACAACGGGAUGAGCUUGGAUGCCACCUUAUUGGAUAUUUUUCAAAAGAAAAGGAAUCUUCAGAAAACUAUAAUUUGGCUUGUAUCUUAACUCUCCCGCAAUUCCAGCGUAUGGGUUUUGGUCGUCUCCUGAUUCAGUUCUCAUAUGAACUUUCCAAAGUUGAGGGAAGAGUUGGUUCCCCCGAAAAACCGUUGUCCGAUUUAGGUUUGCUCUCUUACCGUGCUUAUUGGACGGAAACCAUUGUGGAACUUCUACUUAGCACCACCGAUGAAAUUACCAUCGAAGAAAUAUCACAGCGAACAUCUAUAACACCACAAGACAUUCUGCAUACCCUUCAAAACAUUGGAGCUCUCAAGUACUACAGAGGCCAACAUAUCAUCUGUCUUGGCGACAAAGUCAUAGACAAUUGGGAGAAAGGAAGGAAGAAAAAGAGAAGAGUUAUUGCACCAGAAAAGCUGGAUUGGAAGCCUAUGCAUUUCACACCCUCUCAGUUACGCUUCUUGUAAACGCUGUCCUGUACACGAGGAUAUGAUCUCCCUUUCUUGCCGUAGCAAUGGGCUAUGUUAUGCUUUAUGGCUUUCUACUUUAUAGUAUUCUUUUUCCUCACUUGUAAACAUGUAAAUAAAUAAUCAAAGACAUUCAAAUGGAUGCGUAACGGGAAUGGAAGCCCAAACCUUGGGAAACUGCAACAAUUUUUCCUUUGAGGGAACAACGCUGUAACAUUUGAUGCCUUGCUGGAAAAAAUAAAAUUGAGAGAAAUUGCCGAACCGG
Messenger RNA from Umbelopsis ramanniana AG, 2045 nucleotides. RefSeq lists its product as uncharacterized. Gene Ontology annotation, molecular function: histone acetyltransferase activity. The coding region runs from base 194 to 1780 and encodes 528 amino acids. The transcript has a single exon. NCBI's taxonomy places the organism in Eukaryota, Fungi, Mucoromycota, Umbelopsidomycetes, Umbelopsidales, Umbelopsidaceae. Gene Ontology annotation, biological process: regulation of DNA-templated transcription. The record is from RefSeq and is a predicted model, not a curated record.